This is a messenger RNA of Arabis nemorensis, 3669 nucleotides long. Lineage: Eukaryota; Viridiplantae; Streptophyta; Magnoliopsida; Brassicales; Brassicaceae. The record is from the annotation of a GenBank genome assembly.
AUGGAGUCUCUUCCUCCUUCUUCAUCUACAGAGCUCGAUGUGUUUCUCAGUUUCAGAGGCUUUGACACACGCAACAACUUCACCGGUCAUCUCCAGAAAGCGCUCCGCCUGAGAGGAAUCAACUCUUUCAUCGACGACAAACUCCGGCGAGGAGACAAUCUCACUGCGCUUUUCGACACAAUCGAGAAAUCCAAGAUAGCAAUCAUCGUCUUCUCCACAAACUACGCGAAUUCCGCUUGGUGCCUCCGAGAGCUCGUGAAGAUCCUCGAGUGCAGAGACAGAAAUCAGCAGCUGGUGGUACCUAUCUUCUACAAAGUUGCCAAAUCAGACGUCGAGAAGCAGAAGAAGAGCUUCGCGGUGCCGUUCGAGGUACCGGAAGUGACUUUUCCGGGAGUUACGGCGGAUGAGAUUUCAUCGUGGAAGACUGCUCUUGCCACAGCUUCCAACAUUCUCGGCUAUGUAGUCACUGAAUCUAGCACGUCUGAGGCAAAACUUGUGGAUGAAAUUGCUGUUGACACAUUCAAGAAGCUGAAUGAUUUGGCUCCGGUUGGGAACGAAGGUCUCGUUGGAGUAGAAUCGCGUCUAGAGAUUCUUGAAAAGCUUUUAUCAUGCGAGGAGUUGGAUUCUGUUCAUGUAAUUGGCAUCGUUGGAAUGGGUGGGAUUGGUAAAACUACUCUUGCUGAUUGUUUGUAUGGAAGACUGAGAGGUCGAUUCGACGGUAGCUGCUUUCUUGCAAACAUCCGUGAGAAUUCAGGUAGAAGCGGUUUAGAAUCUUUGCUGCAGAAACUCUUCUCUACAUUACUAAAUGAUAGAGAUCUAGAGAUUGGAGCUCCUGGAAAUGCACAUGAGAGAUUUGAACGCCGGCUUAAGAGCAAGAGGCUUCUUAUUGUGCUUGAUGAUGUGAAUGAUGAAAAGCAAAUAAGACAUCUUAUGGGGCAUUGCAAAUGGUAUCAAGGAGGAAGUAGAAUUAUCAUAACUACUAGAGACAGUAAACUGAUCGAGACGUUCAAAGGCCGGAAAUAUGUGCUCCCGAAAUUGAAUGAUAGGGAAGCAUUGAAGCUCUUUAGCUUGAAUGCAUUUAAUGACUCUUGCCCUUUGAAAGAGUUUCAGAGUUUGACAAAUAUGGUCCUGGAUUAUGCUAAAGGUCAUCCUUUGGCUCUUAAGGUGUUAGGAUCUGAUCUUUGUGAGAGGGAUAAUCUGUACUGGGAAGCGAAAUUGGAUAGACUGAAAAGUAGAUCACACGGAGAUAUCUACGAAGUUCUGGAAACAAGCUAUGAAGAACUUAACACUGAGCAGAAGAAUAUUUUUCUGGAUAUUGCAUGUUUCUUCAGAUCGGAGAAGGUGGAUUACGUGACAAACGUACUUAAAUGUCAUGGUGUGGAUGUGUCUAGCGUGAUCAAGGAUCUCGUUGACAAAUCUUUGAUUACUCUUUCUGAUAAUCGCAUCGAGAUGCAUGACAUGUUGCAGACUAUGGGCAAGGAGAUUAGUUUAAAAGCAGAAACCAUAGGAAUAAGUGACUUUAGGUGGUCACAACAUGUUACCCAGAGCCAAUGGCAUAUCAGACUAUGGGACAGUGAAGACAUUUGUAACCUGCUGACCAAAGGCUUGGGAGCUGAGAAGAUAAGAGGGAUUUUCCUUGACACGUCAAAACUAGGAGCAAUGCGUCUAAGUGCCAAAGCCUUCAAAGGGAUGUACAAUCUCAAGUACCUUAAAAUUUAUGAUUCUCGUUGUUCCCGUGGAUGUGAAGCAGAGUUUAAACUGCACUUGCGGAAGGGGCUUGAUUUCCUUCCCGAUGAGCUUACAUAUCUACACUGGUAUGGAUACCCGCUACAGAGUGUCCCUUGGGACUUUGACCCCAAAAACCUUGUGGACCUUAAAUUGCCACAUAGUAAAUUGGAAGAAAUUUGGGAUGAUGACAAGGAUGCUGGAAUGCUCAAAUGGGUCGACCUCAGUCACUCCGUGAAUUUACGCAAAUGUUUGGGUUUGGCUAAUGCUCAAAAUCUUGAGAGAGUGAAUCUAGAAGGAUGUACAAGUUUGAGAAAGCUGCCAUCAUCGAUGAAUUGUUUGGAGAAGCUUAUUUACCUCAAUGUCAGAGAAUGUACAAGCCUUAGGAGUCUUCCAAAAGGAAUCAAAUUUCAAUCUUUGCAAACUCUUAUUCUCAGUGGCUGCUCCAGCUUAAAGAAAUUCCCACUGAUCUCGGAGAAUGUUGAAGUUCUCCUUUUAGAUGGCACUUCUAUAAAGAGCCUUCCCGAAUCCAUUGAAACCUUGAGAAAACUUGCUUUGCUGAAUCUGAAGAACUGCAAAAAGUUGAAGCGUCUUUCUUCAGAUCUUUAUAAGCUGAAAUGUCUACAAGAGCUAAUACUCUCAGGCUGCUCACAACUAGAGGUUUUUCCCGAAAUCAAGGAAGACAUGGAAUCUUUGGAGAUUUUACUUCUGGAUGAUACAUCCGUCACCGAGAUGCCAAACAUGGUGCACUUGAGCAAUAUCAAGACAUUUUCGUUAUGUGGAACAAACAGUCAAGGUUCUGGUAGCAUACUCGUCUUGCCACCUCCAAUGGGAUCCUCUCGGUUAACAGAUCUUUACCUCUCAAGAUGCAAUCUCUACAAACUCCCAAAUAUCGGUGGCCUAUCCUCUUUGCAGUCUCUAUGCUUAAGCGGAAACAAUAUCGAGAAUCUGCCAGAGAACUUCAACCAACUUUAUAAUCUGAAAUGGUUUGAUCUAAAGUAUUGCAAAAUGCUCAAGUCUCUACCAGCCCUCCCACAAAACCUGCAGUAUCUGGAUGCACACGAGUGUGAGUCACUUGAAAGUUUGGCAAAUCGAUUGACUCCUUUGACGGUAGGAGAGAGGAUCCAUUCUAUGUUCAUCUUUAGCAACUGUUACAAACUGAACCGAGAUGCACAAGAGAGUCUCACCGGUCAUGCUCGAAUCAAAAGUCAGUUGAUGGCAAAUGCGUCUGUUAAACGUUAUUAUCGGGGAUUCAUCCCAGAGCCUCUGGUUGGAAUCUGUUAUCUGGCGACUGAAAUACCGAGCUGGUUCUGCCACCAAAGACUAGGAUGUUCACUAGAAAUCCCAUUGCCUCCGCAUUGGUGUGACACAAACUUUGUUGGACUUGCUUUAUCUGUAGUUGUCUCAUUCAAGGACUACAAAGACUGCACAAAACGUUUCUCGGUAAAGUGUUCAGGCAAAUUCGAGAACCAAGACAAUUCCUUCACAAGAUUUGAUUUCACUCUCGCAGGCUGGAACGAACCAUGUGGAUUGCUUAACCAUGAACCAAGAAAACUCACUUCUGACCAUGUUUUCAUGGGAUACAACAGUUGUUUCCAAGUCAAGAGACUCCAUGGAGAGAGUAACAAUUGCUGUUACACAAAAGCUUCGUUCGAAUUCUAUGCUACGGAUGAUGAAACGAGGAAGAAGCUAGAAACUUGUGAGGUGAUCAAAUGUGGGAUGAGUUUAGUGUAUGUUCCUGAUGAUGAUGAUUGUAUGUUGUUGAAGAAGACAAAUCUGAUCAAGUUGAGUUUGAAGACAGAAGUCACAGAACCAAGCUGUUCUUAUGGUCUUGAUAAUGUCAUUGUCAUGGAUGAUGUUAGACCCAAGAGAAGACGAUGCCAGUUUGAUGGUGAUGAAGUAUCAGAUUGUAAGAGAACCAAGGAAGAGAAAAUCUUGGCGUGA